GGUGCUAGUAAAUACUGCCUGCUGUGUUUUGAUGUUGGUGGCUAAACUUAUCCAAUGUAUUGUGUUUGGUCCUCUUCGAGUGAGCGAGAGACAGCACCUCAAAGACAAGUUUUGGAAUUUUAUUUUCUACAAGUUCAUUUUCAUUUUUGGUGUGCUGAAUGUCCAGACAGUGGAAGAGGUGGUCAUGUGGUGCCUCUGGUUUGCUGGACUUGUAUUUCUGCAUCUGAUGGUUCAGCUCUGCAAGGACCGAUUUGAAUAUCUUUCCUUUUCUCCCACCACACCAAUGAGCAGCCAUGGUAGAGUCCUGUCUCUGUUGGUUGCUAUGCUGCUUUCCUGCUGUGGGUUAGCAGUUGUCUGCUGUGUUACAGGCUACACCCAUGGAAUGCACACCUUGGCUUUUAUGGCUGCAGAGUCUCUUCUUGUGACAGUGAGGACUGCUCAUGUGAUUUUACGAUAUGUAAUUCACCUCUGGGACCUCAACCACGAGGGGACCUGGGAAGGAAAGGGAACGUACGUCUACUACACAGAUUUUGUGAUGGAGCUCACUCUCUUGUCCCUGGACCUCAUGCACCACAUUCACAUGUUGUUAUUUGGCAACAUUUGGUUAUCCAUGGCCAGCCUGGUCAUCUUUAUGCAGCUGCGUUACCUGUUUCAUGAGGUACAGCGUCGAAUUCGUCGGCACAAAAACUAUCUGCGUGUGGUUGGGAACAUGGAAGCCAGGUUUGCAGUUGCAACUCCAGAGGAGCUGGCCGUCAAUAAUGAUGACUGUGCAAUCUGUUGGGACUCCAUGCAGGCUGCAAGGAAACUGCCCUGUGGACAUCUUUUCCACAAUUCCUGUCUUCGUUCCUGGCUAGAGCAAGACACCUCCUGUCCAACAUGCAGAAUGUCUCUUAAUAUCGCUGACAAUAAUCGUGUCAGGGAAGACCAUCAAGGAGAAAAUUUGGAUGAAAAUUUGGUUCCUGUAGCAGCAGCCGAAGGCAGACCUCGCUUAAACCAACACAAUCACUUCUUCCACUUUGAUGGGUCCCGGAUUGCGAGUUGGCUGCCAAGUUUUUCGGUCGAAGUGAUGCACACCACCAACAUUCUUGGCAUUACACAGGCGAAUAACUCCCAGCUCAAUGCGAUGGCUCAUCAGAUUCAAGAGAUGUUUCCCCAGGUUCCUUACCACCUAGUGCUGCAAGACCUCCAGCUGACACGCUCAGUCGAAAUAACAACAGAUAACAUCUUAGAAGGACGGAUUCAAGUACCUUUUCCCACACAGCGGUCAGACAGUAUUAGACCUGCAUUGAACAGUCCUAUGGAAAGGCCAAACAAUGACCAGGAAGAGGGAGAAGUUUCUACUCAGACUGAGCGUGUGCCCCUGGACCUCAGUCCACACCUGGAGGAGACGCUGGACUUCAGCGAGGUGGAAGCAGAGCCCAGUGAAGUGGAAGACUUCGAGGCUCGGGGCAGCCGCUUCUCCAAGUCUGCUGAUGAGAGGCAGCGCAUGUUGGUGCAGCGUAAGGAUGACCUCCUCCAGCAAGCUCGCAAGCGUUUCUUGAACAAAAGCUCUGAAGAUGACACAGCCUCAGAGAGCUUCCUGUCCUCGGAAGGCACAACCUCCGACCCUGUGACCCUGCGUCGAAGGAUGCUGGCUGCUGCCGCCGAACGGAGACUUCAGAAGCAGCAGACCUCCUAGCGCUCCCUGGCCUUCCUCCGGAGCCCUGCACCCGACCAGAAGAGGCCUGGCCCGGUUCUGCCUGCUGUGUGGACAAGCGGGCUUGACUGCAUUGCCGCUGUUAUAAAGCAUGUGGUCAUAAUAGUGUUUGGACAGCUGACAAAUUUAAUCCUUUGUAAUACUUUCUAUGUGACAUUUCUCUUCCCCUUAGAAACACUGAACAUUUUAACUCUAGGCAUGAUCUUUUCUGGCGUUGACUGGACUUUUGGUGGGUGGGGGGCUAUCAAGAGGAAGUGGCAACCACCUGCCUGCGGCAGGCAGCUUCAAUUAACUGCUUUCUGCACAAGUCACAAUAGAUGCUGGUGUCCUGAGCACCUCUGGCGGGAGGAAUGUAUGUUGGGAGAUGCUUAGGGUGGGCCUGACUCCACGCCAGGGGGUGACAGCUAUUGUCAGCCUGCUGUCCUUGGGGAAGCAUACAGAAUGUGCCAGAGGCCAGACCCACAGGCUGUUGGACUCCUGAGUCACAGGGCAUCUUGGUAAAGAACUCUUGGUUUGAUACCUGGAACAGAGGAAAAGAAAGCCAGCACUGUAGAGGGUGAGGAAGUGUGACCCCUUACUGUCCCAUUACAUCUGGGACCAACUUUCGGAGCCCCUAUUCCAAAGCUGGCUUGAUUUCCGUUAACUCUGGUGCUCUUGCAUCUCAUGAGUGUACCCUGUGUGUCUGUCUUCUGCAUUUCCUGCCCCCUCUGAACAGGGCACAGGGUGAAGCAGCAAGCUUUGAUUUAUGGUUUUCAUUCCUUGGUCAAGUACAGUGGCAAUGCCAAAACCUGUGAGUUUGGUCCUUGGAGAAGAUGUAGGCUUUGCAAGAUGAAAGAGUGAAUUUUGGAGGACUUUACUGAAGAAAUAAAAGAUAAUUUUGUAUCUUCCCUGGAGCCCUUCAUUUGCAUAACUUUGUUUUUAUUGGUUUAAUUAAACAUAGAAAGGUAAGGUGUUGAAUCCACAUGCCAUGGAGCAGACCCAGGUCUCUAAUCUUUUCAAAUUUUUCACACACUUAACUUUAAGGAUUUGAAACACACAAUCAUAGGUUACAGAGUUGUUUUAUGUCCCAUUGGAUUAAGUUUUGUUUUGUUUUUUAACUGGAAGUAUAGUUUUACAGUAGUCCUUUUUGGAAUAAUCCAGUAUUAUCCCAAAUUAUUGGCAAAGUAAAACAUUUUACAUAACUGAAAGAUUUUAGAAUGUUGAAAAGGAAUGUUGAAAAAAGGGUGAUAGGUAAAUAUUUAGGCAGAAAUAAUUUAUUUCAAUAAAUCUUUCAAAAGCCUUACUUUGAAAUGCUGUUAGUAAAUUUCUGUGAUUUUUAAAAAAAAUUUGUUUUGCUGAGAGCAUAGCUAUUUGUUUUUAUUGUAAGCAAUAAUAAAAAGGAAACUCUUCUAGUGUGUUGUGUGUGGCUGAAAGCUAAGUUGGCUUUUUUCAGUGGUGCCAGCUUUGAGUCCUGUUUUGAUUUUGAUGUUGUGUGUACCAUUUUGGUUGGUGGGGGGUUUCAUCCUUUUGAAUUGGGAAAUGUUAUUUUUGCCUAGUACUAUAUUUGGAAAAUGCAUCACUGAAUUCUU
This is a messenger RNA of Carlito syrichta (Philippine tarsier), 3264 nucleotides long. RefSeq names its product autocrine motility factor receptor (gene AMFR). Gene Ontology annotation, cellular component: cytosol; endoplasmic reticulum; ubiquitin ligase complex. Gene Ontology annotation, biological process: endoplasmic reticulum unfolded protein response; protein K48-linked ubiquitination; ubiquitin-dependent protein catabolic process. The transcript has 13 exons. Lineage: Eukaryota; Metazoa; Chordata; Mammalia; Primates; Tarsiidae. The record is from RefSeq and is a predicted model, not a curated record. Gene Ontology annotation, molecular function: ubiquitin binding; ubiquitin protein ligase activity. The coding region runs from base 32 to 1678 and encodes 548 amino acids.